UGCGGGAGGGAGGGACAGAGGGAGACAAGCAGUGCGGCAUUCAUCGACGAGAGAGGGAGGAGGUCGGGGACGAUGGGGUGCUAGAAGGGGGUGAUUGGAAAUGUGGAGUGAGGACGGGAGCGUUGUGGUGCAGGAGGAGCGGAGGAGGGGAAUUUGAAGGGGGAGCGAGUGAUUGUGGGAUCUUUUAGGGUUUUGGAAACCCUCAUGGAGGAAGUUGCAACAUGGUGCGGAUGGCUCAGCAAGAGUGGCAGCAGCAAGGGGCCAGCAACGCGCGGCGUCGAAGCUUGGAGACGGCCAUGAAGGAGCAACAGGCUCGCACCAAGGUGGCCGUGCGCCAUCUGCCGCCGAGCUUGAGUGAGGCCGUGUUUCAGGACCAGAUUGCGGGGAAGUAUGCAGGGGCGUAUACUUGGUGGUCUUAUCAUCCGGGGAAGAACAGCCACAAGCGCCAGGUAUAUUCGCGUGCGUAUAUCAAUUUCAAGAAGCCGGAGGAUGUAAUCGACUUCUACGAAGACUUUAAUGGACAUGUGUUUGUGAACGAAAGAGGGGCUCAGUACAAGGCCUUGGUCGAGUAUGCUCCUUAUCAGCGUGUUCCCAAACCUCGAUCGAAGAAGGAUGUCCGGGAAGGGACCAUAUUUAAAGAUCCAGAGUAUUUGGCUUUCGUGGAGCAGCUCGCUAAACCAGCGGAGUAUUUGCCGAGUGCUGAGAUUCAACUUGAGCGCAGAGAGGCUGAAAAGGCUGCCUCCUUGGUUUCUGGUACGAGUAAGGAUGCCGUAGUAGUGACCCCUUUGAUGGAGUUUGUGCGAUCGCGCAGAGCUGCAAAAUCUAUACCUCAGAGGGGGAUGGCAUCAAGCGCGAAGUUGGCUGCUCGUUCUGCAGGUGUAUCAGCCAGUGCAUAUAGUCUUGCUUCGCAGAAGCGCUCUUCUGAGAAAGGCCGGUCUGGGUCGAGUUCGUACGCGAGUGACAAUGCGUCGACCAGUAAGGAGUCUGCUAGUCACGGGCCUGCUCCUCGAGAUGAGCUACAGCGGAAAGAAAGAGAGACUUUGAUUGAACGAAAGAGGAAAGAAGCAGGUGAAGGGAAAGAGAAGAAGUCGGUGCGUGAGGCCGUUGCAGCUGCUAUCAGAGCAAAUUCUGGUAGUCACCGGGGCGAAGCUAGUAAGGAGAAGUCAAUCCUUUUGAACAAGGACUUAUCCGAGGCAUCAUCUGAGGGGAGACCUCUGCGAAUCUUGUCGGGUAGUGGGGAAUCUGGAUCAAGGACACAUACAGCUGGCAAGGUUUCCGCUGUGAACGGGUCGGGCGAGAAUACAACGGUAGCAGACUCUAGGGAAGGCCACAAGCGGGAGUACAAACGGAAACAAUUGCUGAUUGCUAGGGAAAAGGACAAAGAACCGGCAGUUGAGUCUGGGCAAGCGGCUCCGGCUGCGAAUGGUGUGUCAGGGAAUAAUCAGCGUCAUCGGUCGUCUGGGUCUACAAAAGUGGCAGCAGGAGCUGUGCAGCAGGCGCAGUCGGUCACCGCGUACCGUGCAACAUCUCCUGGAAAGUCCGGUUCCUCCGGUAAGCAGAACCAUAGACAAGAGUCUGGAGGGAGGAUCUCUCCGCGUGGUUCCUUACCGCAAGGCAGUUCAUCACCAGGGGCAGGUUCGGAUCAUCAAGCACAAUCUCAUGCGAGCGGCACGCAGGUGGAAAGAGUUGGAAAGCGACCUCCACGUCCUCAGGCGAUACGGUUGGCUGGAAAAGACCAGGCUGUUUCUUUGUUGUCGUCUGCGGAGGCGGAGGGUCAAGGAGGCAACGGAGAGGAGUGGUCUGUGAAGCAUGUUGGGAGUGAUGGAGUUGCGGUGACGCCAUCGUCAUCAGAAAAGCAGGACGCGAGACGGUUGAGGAACAAGGACAGGCCUGACAGGCCUGUGUGGACCCCUCGUCGUCGCGAAGGUGUGACGGGCAAGGCUGAUGGUGCAGCGUCUACAAAUGGCGUGACCUCUGCAUCUGGUGGUUCAUCAACAGACGGUGCACCGCCGACUGCCCAGUCUGGGACGGACGUGGGUUUUAAGAAUGAUAGAACGGAGCGAUCAAGCGGGCGGCAGAACGGGAAAUCAGGAUCCGAAGUGCGCAGUUCAGUCUCCCAUCAAACAUCAGGUGGCAGCGGGAAUGGUACAUCCGGCAAGUUGCGCUAUGUAGAGACAGGGGGUGGCAUCGUGCGUAGUGGGCGAGGAAGUUCAGCAUUAGGAUCUCAGGAUGGACAAAGUGGUAGCCAGGGGGAUGCAAAAAGCGAUGGCGCAAGCGGCGACGGCAAAAAUCAGGAUGGGAAGGAGGCUCGGGAGAACGGGGAACCGCUUAUGCAGAGCCAGGAAGGGCGCCAGCAGGUGGUGGCGGAUGAUAGGAAGAAGCAGGAUGGUGCUCUUUGGAGUGAAUCUGCAGGUGGGAAUCAUAGACAAGGAGGCAGGCGUGAUAGAAAUGGGCAACAAGGAGCAAAAGAAGGAGAUGGUGGUGCUCCGGGAGCGGAUGUGAUAAGCAAAUUGGUGAAGAGAGGUCGAGGUCCUCCAGCAUUGGGAAGCAACGAGAAGCAAGUUCAAGUAUGGGUUGCCGUUCAAAAGACAGUUUCGGGAUGAUAGUCUUAUGUCUACAUCUGCAUGGAUGCGGAACAAAUUGGACAUUAUGGACGGCACGGUGAUGCUAGCGCAGAAAGAAUAGCUUCACCUGGGUGCGAGAGAACAGUACUAUUGGCUCACGGACAGUGAUCCCGAGAACAUCAGGACGCGUAUGUCGCAGAAGUGGUAGGAACCUCAACACAAGACAAUUCAGUGAUGGAGGUUGUUUGGGCGUGGAAGUUUUCACAAGACAAUAAUUUGUGGCAAUUUGUCUACUGCACAGCUUGAAUUAGCCAGUGUGUAGACACUUGAAAAAUUCACCUAGUUUUGCACUCCUUUCCCGAUUUUGGCGAAACUAGGAAUACUCAUCAUCCCCAGUUCUUGGGACUUCACGGAUAAGCUUAUCUUCUGGGGCUAGAUUUUAACGUGUGACGUUAAUAGAGCCCAUCGGGAUGAAGCAAACGACUGGUUUGGCCUUUGCUAAUGGAGGGUUCGAAAGUUGCCCAGGGACGUGAGCACUUCGGAUAUUCAGAAAGUACUCCCUGGAGGUUGCACUCAGCGUCAUAUGAAGUUUGAUAACUUUCUUCCUGUAAGUUAGUUUGGCUUUAUUUCAGAGGAAAGUUGUAUUCGAUAGGAGCGCGGAGGCACUGGAGUAUUUUCGAAAGCUUUUCCUGCAUAUAUGGAUUAGUUUUGAACAACCGUAUGCAAGAUAAAUGGUGUAACUUGCAAGUAUCUGCAAUACAAAUGUUAUGUUCUUUGAACUGUAGGAUAGAUAGCUAACACCGAAAAGUACAGUUCAUCACCUUGACUCGUGGGAAGAUCAUAUUCUUAUACCACUCUUGUUUGAAAUGUGUUAUGCCUAAUAAAAGUAUGUUACGAUCAAUGUGAGAUUUAGUGUUA
Messenger RNA from Physcomitrium patens, 3482 nucleotides. RefSeq lists its product as uncharacterized. Gene Ontology annotation, molecular function: mRNA binding. Lineage: Eukaryota; Viridiplantae; Streptophyta; Bryopsida; Funariales; Funariaceae. Gene Ontology annotation, cellular component: nucleolus; cytoplasm. Gene Ontology annotation, biological process: nuclear-transcribed mRNA catabolic process, nonsense-mediated decay; positive regulation of translation. The record is from RefSeq and is a predicted model, not a curated record.